AUGUUCAAUGUCUUCUCAGUCAUCCUCAUCACAGGUGUGGUCACGGCAGGCAUGGUCAUUACGGGCUGGAUCAAGAAGAAAUCAGAAUAUGAUGCGCCUCCACUUAGCAACGCUGGGCAGGAUGUUGUGGUGCAUCUGCCCGAAGACGGGGUGACCUUGGAUGGCCGUGAGAGCACCGAUGACCACGCCAUCAUGCAGUAUGAGUGGACGCUGCUGCAGGGAGCCUCCUCUGUGGACAUGAAGGUGCCUCUCGCGGGGACGCUGAAGCUGUCCCACUUACGAGAAGGAACAUACAUCUUCCAGCUGACCGUGACCGACACCGCGGGCCAGAGAAGCUCUGACAACGUCUCGGUGACUGUGCUCCCCCCGGCCGAGGCCCCCGGAGGAUGCUUGAAGGUUUGCUCGCGCUACCACUUCUUCUGUGAUGAUGGCUGUUGCAUUGACAUCACCCUGGCCUGCGAUGGAGUGGAGCAAUGUCCUGACGGGUCUGAUGAAGCCUUCUGCCAAAACCUUAACCUUGACCGCAAAACAAUGACUCACACAGCAGUGAGCCCUGCCCAGCUGGGAAACGUAGGACUGAGUGAAGGCACAGGGGGCCACUCCUUGUUGGAAAUGAACCAGAAAGCCAUGGCCCCAAGCCAGCCAGCUGCCGUUUCAAACACAGAGAAGAGGAAUCAUUCCACCUCUCGGGGACCAGAGAGUCAAGGCCAUCCUGUUUUACCAGAUCGUCAUUCUUCAGGAAACAACAAAAAAGAGGAAACUUUUCUUUUUGAGUCAAAGAAAGAUCGAGGAGGAGCCGAACACCCAGCCCCAGAAGCAGGUGCGGUGCUGCCCCUGGCGCUCGGCCUGGCCAUCACCGCUCUGCUGCUGCUCAUGGUUGCUUGCCGACUACGACUGGUCAAACAGAAACUUAAAAAAGUGCGUCCCAUAACAUCUGAGGAAUCGGACUACCUCAUCAACGGGAUGUAUCUGUAA
This is a messenger RNA of Elephantulus edwardii (Cape elephant shrew), 975 nucleotides long. RefSeq names its product low density lipoprotein receptor-related protein 11 (gene LRP11). Gene Ontology annotation, molecular function: protein binding. NCBI's taxonomy places the organism in Eukaryota, Metazoa, Chordata, Mammalia, Macroscelidea, Macroscelididae. The transcript has 7 exons. Bases 1 to 975 code for a protein of 324 amino acids. The record is from RefSeq and is a predicted model, not a curated record.